This is a messenger RNA of Suillus subalutaceus, 973 nucleotides long. RefSeq lists its product as uncharacterized. Bases 1 to 951 code for a protein of 316 amino acids. The transcript has 6 exons. NCBI's taxonomy places the organism in Eukaryota, Fungi, Basidiomycota, Agaricomycetes, Boletales, Suillaceae. The record is from RefSeq and is a predicted model, not a curated record.
AUGGCUAUUAAUUCCAAAGUCUUUGAUGACAGUAGUUCCAUCGCUACCGCACCUCCUUCUCAAUCAUCCGUAUUUUCCUUUGGUCGCAUGAAGCAGAAACGUGCAGCUGUUCUAUCCCGCAUCCGUGAUAUUGUCUUAGCCCCUAAUUUCAACCCUUCUUCUGUGACCCCAAAUCUCAAUGCCUGCGCUGCUGCUCUCCCAGCUGCUGAGCUCUCCAAUAUCCUGACACAACUCAACAUUGAGGGCCAUACAGCACUGUAUUGGGCAAUCGUGAAUAAUCGGCCACAAGCUCUUUGGGCGUUUAACAAGUUCAUUUCCUGCUAUUCCCCUGUUUGCACGUCCGACUUGUGCAUUGCAUGCAUGAUAACCAGUGACCAUGCAAUGUUUAUGCAGCUAAACCUUGGACGUCGAAGUGAACAAAUGCGUCUGAGAGGCCUUUUAGGUUGCCCGCCCGAUGGGAUUCAGGUACACACAUGUGAUGAAUUCACCAACCAGUUCAAUGUUGUUUUGGGGAUCAGGAUGUUCCAGAAACGUCUGCGCACUGCUACUGGAAAUAAGUGGUACCACGAAUUUGUUGCAGGGGGACGCAUAUGGUGGUUGCGCUUCAAGAAGCUAAAUGAGUCGAGUAAUGGAAUAUGGCACGUCGAUAUUGGUCUUUGUCAGCAUAGUGAGCCAGCGCGUCUCAACGCUGUACUUUUGAUCGAGGCACACAGCCGGAAACCUGGUUGUGCAACCCCACCUGAAGCGCUGAAAAUUCCAUUAUCAUUGACGGACACACAGUUUCUGGCCCUUGCACCUUGGAAGUCCCCCGAGGGCAUUGACUAUGUGCUUCCUCCCAAAAUGACUUGGAGCAUAUCGAAAGAGCUGGGCGAUUGGGUAAUGCACAAUACGACUGAAUAUGUAGACCACGAGGGCACACUGCAUGCGAAGCUGGAGGUGACAUUGUUAUGAAUCCAAUAGUGACAGCUAGUCG